GACUUGUGCGCAUCAUCCGAUUACUUUGAAUCAAGCCAAACCCGCCAGAGGCCUCUAGUGUUUUGCAAUUUUGUCAGCGUGUAUAUGUAAAAUGGCUACGAAUAAUUAUUUCGGAUUUACUCACGGUGGAACUCAAUACAGUGCAACAGCGACUGGGGCAGCGUACCAAGCAGCAGGACAAGCCGGUUAUGCUGUAGCGACACCGGCUACCGCUGCCGCCGCAGCGGCAACCUACGGCACCCAAAGGGCUGCUGCGGGCUACGACACGGCGUAUCAAGCAGCCGCCGCAGCUUCCCAAGGAACUUAUGCGGCUGUUGGUACAGGUGCAACGCCGGCUUACGAUUACGGAUACGGCCAAACUGCAGCAACUGGUUACACUGGAGGUUAUGAUCAAAAUGCAGCUGCCGCCGCUGCUGCGGCCGCUGCUAAGCCUGCAACUUAUGCUACUACCUACACUCAGAGGCCUGGACAACAACAAACCCAAGUAGCUACUCUGCGCACCAAACCAGCUCAGUAUACAGGCACUUAUCAGGCCAAUGCUCCUGGUUGCAAGCCCACAUAUGCUCAACCGGCUGGUGCACACUACUAUAGCACACAACCUACUUACUCAAGCUAAACCCGCUAACUCGUCAACAUACUCAGGAUACGACGCUGCUCUGUAUUCCGCAGCAACCAUGUACGUGGCGCAGCAGGCGGGGCAAACGGGGGCGGCGGCAGCGGCCGCGGCUGCCCAAGGCGGCGCUGCGAUUGCCCAACAGAAGGUGCAAGGGGGCGGCGGAGGUUGGCAGGGGUACAAGAAGGGCAUCGGCGCGAAGAAUCUAAGAGCGAAGGCGCCGCCGAAGCCGCAACAGCUGCAUUAUUGUGACGUGUGCAAGAUCAGCUGCGCUGGUCCACAAACAUACCGUGAGCAUUUGGAAGGGCAGAAGCACAAGAAACGUGAAGCUGCUACCAAGAUGGCGGCAUCUGUAGCUGUCACAAGCCAAAAUCGUGCAGGAAACUCGCUAAGAUGUCAAUUAUGUGAUGUAACUUGCACAGGAAACGAUGCUUACGCUGCGCACAUCCGCGGCGCCAAGCAUCAGAAAGUGCUCCUUUUACAUACGAAGCUCGGCAAGCCAAUACCACCUCAAGAACCUGAAGUUAUUGGAGGAAGCAAGAAAUCUAUCACUGCACAACCCAAAAUCAACUUCGUUCAAUCUGGCGGUCUUGGUGUCAACUCUGGCAAUGGAGAAGCCGAUAUUAAGCAGGAGGAAGAUGAAACUCCCGAGCCGGACAUACAGCCUGUUGGUCAAGAUUACAUUGAAGAAAUAAAAAGCGAUGACGGAAAGGUAAUCAGUUUCAACUGCAAACUGUGCGAGUGCAGAUUCAAUGAUCCUAAUGCCAAGGAGAUGCACAUGAAGGGUAGGAGGCAUCGUUUGCAAUUCAAGAAGAAGGUCAAUCCGGACCUUGUUGUGGAUGUUAAGCCUUCAUUGAGACAGAGAAAGAUGCAAGAGGAGAAGAUGCGUAGAGCUGCUUUGAGAGAGGAAUACUGGGCAAGACGUCACUUCAUGCCUGGAGAUGAAUCUGGAAUGUAUUGGGAUGAUCAACGCCGAUAUGAAGAAGAAUAUAUGCAUGGAAACAUGAACCCGUUCCAGAGGGGCAGACCUUACCCUGGCGGACCUGGACAAUACUACCAAGGUGGUAUGCCUCGCCGUGCCGAAUCCAGUGACGAUAGGCACGUGAUGGCCCGCCACUCCGAGAUAUAUCCGAAGGAAGAAGAACUUCAAUCAAUUCAAAGGAUCGUGUCGCACACUGAGCGCGCAUUGAAGAGCGUCAGCGACCAGUUGGCCGAGCAGAAGCCUAAAGAGGGGGCAGACCCUAAGCAGAACAAACCUGAUGAGAAGCAACUGAGCGAACAGCAGAAGGAGGAUGGCAGAGAUAACCAACUAUUCUCCUUCCAGCAAGAGAAGGACGCAAACCGCAUCCUGAAGGGCGUGAUGCGCGUGGGCCACCUUGCCAAAGGCCUCCUCCUGCGCGGCGACACGCACGUCGAACUCGUCGUGCUCUGCGCCGAUAAACCGACCCUCACGCUCCUGAAGAAGGUCGUGGAAAUGCUGCCCGGCGCUCUGAAGCAAGUGGCGCCCGAUAACACCUACCAGGUGCACAUCAACGCCCCGGAGGCCGGUCUGGUGGUCAUCAGCGACGGCUUGACUGUCCUGGUGCAGUUCACCAGCCCUGUGAUGCGCGACCAAGCAGGUAACCAUAGCAUGCGCUGUUGGUGUUGGGGGACGGAUGUCGCUACGGCGACCGCGAGCGGUAACUCGUACAGUACCGUGCAGGGUUUAAGCUGGAUUUUCAGUUUGGUUGUUGAUUUUUUAGGAGUUUUUUGUUGUUGUUUGUUUUGUUUGUAUUUAGAGUAUUUGUCAAGUUUAUUUUCGCGAGGAAUAUCAAAUUCUUAUCUUUAUACUAGGUGUUUUGAAAAGUUUCUCAUACAGGAGGCGUUGGUAUCAGAAAACAUAUUGCUUUACCGGACUACUAGACACUCCCUAUGAACCACCGUUGUUGCAUGACCAUUGUUCGAAUCUGUCAUUGUGAGUUUUCGUGUUGACGGAGCAACUUGUAAUUCGAAUUUUCUUUAUUUUUAUCCGCAGUGAUUUUUUUCUUUUUUGAAAUUAAUUCUGGUGAGGCACUGCACAUACAUAAAAUUAACCCCACAAGGCAGAAGAACAUGUUUCAUUUCAUACAGGUUAUGUUUGUUUCAUUUUCGAUUCCCAGUGGUGUGGUUGUUAUUCUCUAACCUCAAGUUGGACGUUUUACUGCUUUUCGCCUCCGAUUUUUGCCUGUAUACAUGUAAUUUUUUUAUGGACUUGCUACGCCUCUUUUUAAUUGAAUCCAAUGGUAUAUUAUUUUUCAACGUUCCUUAAAUUAAUCAAAACUUCAUAUUUUCUAUGCGAUGCAUACAUUUUAGCAUCAUGUGUUACAAUUUUUUCUCUUCCUAUCUUGACACUUUGAUUUUUAUGAACUGAUGUUAUAAAUCAAUUCAAGCCCCUGCAGUAGCAGCAAGAUGAUACAUGUUUAAUUCAUCGGGUUUACAGAACAAAAUGAUCUUCCGUCAGGACAAUACGCCUACUCGCCCACCAUUUUCACCACCUUUUGACUUUCAUUUAUCCUAAGCUUUUGGUAGUUUAUGUGAAGUCGUUACAGCCGUAGACGGGUAUUUCGAAGUGGUUACAGAAAAUCUGUUCAGAGAAGAAAGAAAUGAAAUAGAAAACCACUGGAAAAAAUGAACUCAACGGAGAUAUUGAAUACAACGCAUUUUCAGAGGUCAACUGGUUUGGGGAAUUAAAAACGGCCAAUAAUAAAUAUAAUAUAAAUUUAACGCUUUUUUUGUAACUUAUCAAGAGUUUGAUAUUCCUGUUCAACUGAAUCGAAUUGGCAACUACUUUAACUUACCAUCUAGUAUUUAAUAUUCUCGGUGUAUUUUUUACGAAAAAUUAGUACAUGAUAAUACUCUAACCCAUUUACAUAACAACUUCGAUAAUUGAAGCUGAGGACCAGAACACAUUUUUACAACAUCCUGUUUCUGUUUACUUCAGAAUUAUUUUGUUGAACAAUCAUGUGACGUCAUAUUUUUAACACACUUUGAAUUGGACAAGAAAAAUACUGAAGUUUCCUUUCAUCUAAUUUUUUAUCUAUGUCGUUAUUUUCCAAGUGUACUAAAAAUAGUUUCAGUUAGAUGAACUGUAAUUAUAUUUAUUCUACUCCAAAAUAUCCACCCGAAUAUGUCUAUAUUGUAAAUAGAUUUGCGAGAAAUUUAUAGAACAUGCUGGUUUGUUCUCACACUAUUGCUAUUGGAAAAUGGAUUAAAUCUAAUAUGUAAUUGAUAAUUUAAUAAGUUUUGAAUGCAUAUAGGAUUCCAUGAUUGUCCGGCUGCUAAAUGAAACUGCAUACCUUUGAAUAUCUAAACAUUAGUAAUAAAAAGGAAUUCAAACAUAUGUGGUUUCAAUUAGCGGCCAAACAACCAUUGAAUUCUAUCAGCAUGGAAACCAUAGAAUAAGUUUCAGGUGUAGUUUUAAACGACUUUUAACAGUUACAGAUGAUAGAUGUUAAUGUUGUAGAGCAUGGAAUAAAUAUCAUUUUAUUUAUUUAAACUUGUACCAACACUAUAGUAAUUCAUAUUUAAUCCAUUUUCCAAUAUUAAAUUAUUGAAAUCGAUCCAUACAUCUAGAGCUAUUAAAAAACUAUUUUCAUAACCAUAUUUUUCAUUGACGUAUUUUUCUAGGAACAUGGCUUCGGCAAAGUUGCAUAAUUUUCACUGACGGUAUAUACAGCUUAAACCUUGAGGAUCUCUGAUAAAUAUUGGACUUUUCUUCUAGUUUGCACACACACACACACAGUUUUAGCAAGAUCUGUAUCAGUCGCUGAGCGACUGAUACAAGAAGAUUGAAAUGAGGCAGUCCAAUACUUAUGGGGCGUACUGUGCUCUGUGGAUGUUAACGUCGGGCCGAGUUUCUUACUCUUUCAUCGCCGUAGGUUGAGCUAUAUCAUGGCUUGCCUUAACGAUCAAGCUUAUUGAAAAUUAAAGUAGGCGAUGUUGGGACACAAAUUCUACAUAUAUGAUAAAAUCUGAUUGCAAUAAAUUUGCAUCCAUCUAUGGCAUAUUCCAGCAAAGCACGCGCAACUUAAUUGAAAAGCGUUCUUUCGCGAAAUUCGGAUAUGUACCGAAGCGUCGUCAACCACUUAGGGCUACAUACCUAUCGACCAUUACCUUUGUCAUCAUUUCGGGUGUCCACAAACCUAUUUUUCUUAUUUUUACUCGUUAAUUUUUCGGUUACUCAUUUUUUUCCCUGGUCAUUUUUUGAUGUGAGAAGGUAUAAAUACAGGGCGUGCAAAAUACAGAUCUAACGUUGAAAUAUAUUAUCUAUUAGAAUUGUGUGUCACUUGUCCAUAUGGGGCGUUUUGAUUGUCACUAGAUAAUCAGGUGUUAUUUUUAGUAUCGUGAAAAAUUGUAUAUACACUCCAGAACUCACACUUUUUACAUCUGCAGCGAAAUCGGAUACCGUGUGCCGUUUUGCGCCUCUACUGGCUCUACUUCGCAACGCCGACUUUGUCACCUGCAUACCGAGUUAUGUGAAGAAUAAAAUAUUUUAGGCUCGUGUAAUCUUGUAUGUAAAAAUGUAUAAUUUAUGGCAGUCUGAUAUAGCUGUAUCUAAGACAUGAAAGAGUUUGAAAUUCGGUCGCAUACGCCUUUUAGAGGCGGAAGAUGAGUGGUGUGGGAUUAAGGAUUUUUGACCAGCCGGCCCGCUAUUGCCAUAAGAACAUAUAAUGCAACCAUCUAUAUAGUCCAUUCAUCCAAGAAAGAAACUAAACCCAACCAUGUUCACGCAUACUUCGCGUGAUCGGACUCUAGAAGCCGAGCACGUUACGGAGCCGCCGAGGCUGCAUGUACCGCCGUGUUGUCUCCAUCUCCACCUUCCUCGACCGAUUCUACCAAUUUACAUUAAAUGCGCUGGUUGCUUGGUUUAAUGUCUUUCUUGGAUAAAUAGACUUUAGUGAGGAUUUAACUACAAAGGUGUUUUCCAAAAACAAAAUUACAACCGGUUUUAACAUCGCAUCGGUCUAAUUUAUGACCCACUAAUUUUGAAAGAAUGUAAUCAUAAUGCUCUCGAAACAAGUUUACGUACAUAUAGUGAGUGUCGCAGCUGUCGACGUCAAGCC
Acanthoscelides obtectus is the source of this 5694-nucleotide messenger RNA. The record is from the annotation of a GenBank genome assembly. Lineage: Eukaryota; Metazoa; Arthropoda; Insecta; Coleoptera; Chrysomelidae.